CUCACGUGCAAUUAGCUGUAGUUUUGUUUCUUUUACACCUUUAAAAGCUCGACUUUCUCCCCCAUAGAGGCCGAAAAGCGAGUUUGGUUUGUGAGUCUUGUGUUCAUGGGAUUUCCUUGUUGUGGGUUGGGUUAUAAAAUACAGUUCUCAGCGUUCUCAGCUCCCCACCAUCUACUUUUGGGUUAUAGAAAGUGAGAGAAAAAGAGCAAUUAGAGAGAGAGAGAGAGAGAGAGAGAGAGAGAGAGAGAGAGAGAGAGAGAGAGAGAGAGAAAGAGAGAGAUGGCAUUAGAAGCUGUGGUUUUCCCACAAGAUAUCUUUAGUUAUAGUAGCAAGGAUUUGUAUUCCUUGGCAGCAGCUUUGAGCUAUGACUUCAAAAUAGAAGAAGAUGAAGAAGAAGAGAAGGUCGAUGUACUAGAAUGUGAGGUGAGUGCCCCACUUGAUACAAACCAACAGCAACUAGGUUUAGGGUUAGAUGGUCUCCAUGUCAAUUGGGAUUCUUCUUCGGCCUUGCUACAUAAUAUCAAUGAAUGGGGUGCCAAUUCCUCGCCUGAGGAGGCUUGCACCGCAGACGGCUUCUUCACGGGGUCUUUGCCGACAGCUGAAGCUGCCACGGUGGUGGCUUCUGGACGGAGGAAGAGACGACGCACCAAGAGCUGCAAGAACAAGGAGGAAGUUGAGAAUCAAAGGAUGACCCACAUUGCCGUCGAACGAAAUCGACGGAAGCAGAUGAAUGAGUAUUUAGCUGUCUUGAGAUCUUUGAUGCCCUCUUCUUACAUUCAAAGGGGUGACCAAGCCUCCAUCAUUGGCGGUGCUAUAAAUUUUGUUAAGGAGCUUGAACAACUCCUCCAAUCUCUGGAAGCUCAGAAGCGAAUAACACAAAGAUCGGAUGCCAAUUUCACCUCUCCUUUUGCCGAUUUCUUCACCUUCCCUCAGUACUCUUCUUGCUCGAACAAUUGCAACUCUACCAAUGAGACAGUAGCCGAGAACCGCUCCGCCAUUGCCGAUAUUGAAGUGACUAUGGUUGAAAGCCAUGCCAAUCUCAAAGUACUCUCGAAGAGGCGGCCCAAACAGCUGUUGAAAAUUGUAGCCGGAUUACAAAACCUCCAUCUCACAAUCCUCCACCUAAAUGUGACCACCAUUGAUCAGAUGGUCCUAUACUCUCUGAGUGUUAAGGUUGAAGAUAAUUGCGGGCUUAAUUCGGUCGACGAAAUUGCUACAGCCGUUUAUCAAAUGCUAGGUAGGAUUCAAGAAGAGGCUGGUUUGAAUUGAACAAUGUAAUUCACCCAAGUUCUAUCCCAAAUCGUUGCGGUUUCUAUGAUUCUAUUUCUCUUCUAUGUGAGAAACUUUUGUGUAUUAAAAUGGCUUAAUGCAACGGUUAUUUGACUCUA
Molecule: messenger RNA, 1388 nt
Organism: Magnolia sinica
Lineage: Eukaryota; Viridiplantae; Streptophyta; Magnoliopsida; Magnoliales; Magnoliaceae
Product: transcription factor bHLH94-like
Exons: 3
Coding region: 280-1269 (329 amino acids)
Biological process (GO): regulation of transcription by RNA polymerase II
Molecular function (GO): RNA polymerase II cis-regulatory region sequence-specific DNA binding; DNA-binding transcription factor activity, RNA polymerase II-specific; protein dimerization activity
Source: RefSeq, a predicted model, not a curated record